Mycena citricolor is the source of this 530-nucleotide messenger RNA. NCBI's taxonomy places the organism in Eukaryota, Fungi, Basidiomycota, Agaricomycetes, Agaricales, Mycenaceae. The record is from the annotation of a GenBank genome assembly.
ACUCGCCAGUCGCCGGUCCUUGCUGUAGCUCCUGUCGUGUCAUGCUGGUCUUCGCUGAGCUUCUCACCACUUGUCCGUGACAGAGCGCGGAGCACGUCUACCAAGCCCCCUCCCUUGAGCUCGACGUGCGGGAUCUCAUCGAAGCCGGGCUGGCAACGCGGACAAUCAUCAACGUGACGGCCUUGACUCUGCAGAUCGACGCGCCCGUGGCUAUGCAGCUUCCUUUCGCACUUCCGUCUGUGUCUUCAUCAAACAAGAGGGAUAUUCUUGAUCUUGCCAAGAUCUGCUAGAAUGUCUUUUCGGUACUAGAUUGUGGAGAGAUCCAAACUUUUGAAUUAUUCUUCCAGCGAGUACGCCGAUUUUCCCGUACUACCGAUUAUUCACCUAGCAAGUUCUUCAGAGGUCUCUUGAUCUCAUCCAUUCUAUGGAUCUCAACGUCUAACCAAGUGUAAUUCUAUACAACAAAUGCGACCUUGUCUAUAGGGAUGAUCUACGACCGAGUCACGCGACCUGUAACAAACCUCUUUUGU